GCUGCUGCGACGGGUCUGUGGCUGAAGACUUGGGCUGGGUUUCUAUAUAAAAGGAUCGUCGCGAAUCUUGGUGAGAAGGAGAGUGAAUCAACGCUCGACACCAUGAAGACUCUCGUUCUGCUGUUCGCCGUUCUCGCCGUAGCAUACGGCUCACAGUACGUUGGCCAACAACAGCAUAGGCCUGUGACUCUGCCUGGACAACGACCCCAUGCUGUCCCUAGCCCUCGCCGUCAUACUAUCCCUCCUCGCCGUCUGCACGGCGGAGUCCACGAUAAUGAAUGGAACCAGGGCAAAUGGAACAAUGGUCACAACCGCCCCGCUGGAGGACAGACGAGACCCCAGAUCCCCAAUCACCAAGGAGAAAAAUGGAACCAACACAACGGCAACAUCCAGAAUCGCCCAGCAGGUGGACACGCCAGGCCCGCUGUGCCAUCCUACUCUAACGGAAAAUAAGCAGAGUUUUUCCUAUUUAUAUAUAUAUAUAUAUAUGUGAUCUAAAUAUUUUGGAACUCAGUGAGCAUUUCUGUACUUAACGCAGUCGUCCAGGACUUUAAACCUUUUUGAUUAAAUAUGUGAUUAUCGGUCUUAGCAAAUUGUGAUAAAAAUAAUUUAAUAAAAACACUCUUUUGAUUCCAGCUUAAA
Messenger RNA from Cloeon dipterum, 642 nucleotides. RefSeq lists its product as uncharacterized. NCBI's taxonomy places the organism in Eukaryota, Metazoa, Arthropoda, Insecta, Ephemeroptera, Baetidae. The transcript has 3 exons. Bases 103 to 453 code for a protein of 116 amino acids. The record is from RefSeq and is a predicted model, not a curated record.